CGCAGUACCCAUCUCAUAUCAAUACCAUUGUCCGCCGCAUCCAUCCUUCCCUUAUCCGCUUCAUCCUCAUCCGUAACUUAACGGAAUCUACGCUCCGCCCUGCGCCGGCGAAGGGCACACGUCAUAGCUCGUGCGGACUGCACAGCCGAGCUCCCAGCUCCCACCACCGAGCCCAGUUGCACUGGACUUUCCUUGGCAGGAUCGACGACGUAGCGCAGUAGGAACAAGGUCAGCUUUGUUGUAGGGUUAUCGAAUCGUUGAUGGGGUUUUUUGCUGAGACACGGAUACGAUAACUGCGGUUUUUGAGCUGGACUGGAUAGACGACUGGACGACUGGACGACUGGACGACUGGACGACCGGAUUCAAGGAUAGGAAGACAGGAUAGGAUAGGAAGACAGGAUAAGAUAGGAAGACAGGAUAGGAUAGGAAGACAGGAUAGGAAAGGAAGAUCGCCAAGGAUAGCUCGCAACUCAUAGGAGGAACAGGAAACCAGCUCGGGGACGAGAAAAGGACAAUCUGGACUGGACGGAUUACUUCGUCGGCCUGACGGCGGAACUGGGCGGUGCGCCGUACGAACCGAAAGGUCCUACCGAAUACACCACUACCUCUCCUACCACUACACCGCCGCAGCGCACGAGACCACCACCGAAAGGACGAGAGAGACUCGACAAACGCACAAAGCCGAUGACGACGAUGGCGAUGGAGAAUGGGAUACCUACUGUUGCGGAGCUGGAGACGGUGAGGCAGGAGGUGAGGGAGGAGUUAGACCUUCCGCCCAAGAGCUUCGCUGAUGCUGUGGUGGAGGGGGAGGAGGAGUUGAAUGGGGUGAAAGAGGGGGAGACGGUGCUGCCGAAUAGUUUUGCGGAGGUUGUGGUUGAGGGGGCUAAGGAGGGGGCGGAUGAGGGGGAGAGGGUUGGUGGAGAGGGGAAUAGGGAGACGAAUGGGGAUAAAAAGGAACAGAGGAAUGGCGACAAGAAAGCACGGAGAGAGCAAGCAAACAACCACACAAACGACGACGGAGGCAAGAGCUACGCCGCAGCUCUCCUCCAACCCCCCAAACCCAUCACUCGCCAGCGCCGCUCCAAACCCUCCACCCGCGCCCCCCCCCUUUCCCACCACACCUCCAUCCACAGCGCCGAGCUCUACUCAGACACGGAAUUCGAAGACUCGGAUAUCUUCACCAAUUAUCCGCCCACACCCUCCCCGUCCCACUCUACUGAGCAUCUUGUUUCUAUCAAGACCCCCUCCCGCGCUUCAUCCCCGGGGCCCCAGGAUGGCGACCCAAACCGUACUGGCAGCCGCACCCUUACCUCCGGCCGCGAAGCGGGGAAAAACUGGCACGCCUCGCGCAUCCGGUUCGCGCCUCUCAAUAUUCCGCUGCAGAGACGUCUACAGACUGCAAUGGUGCUCGCACACACCCUCUGCAUCGCGGUGCUAAUCGGGACAUUCCUCUUCGCCUGCGCGAUUCCCCUGCUGUGGCCCUUGAUCGUGCCAUACAUGGUGUAUAUCAUGUUUUCCAAAGCCGGCUAUAGCGGGGAGCUGAGCAUGCGGUCGCCGAGGUUGAGGGGGAGCAAGUUGUGGUCCCUUUUUGCGGGGUACUUUCCUGCGCGGCUGCAUCGCACGGUGGAGCUUAGCCCGACGAGGAAGUAUAUCUUUGGGUAUCAUCCGCAUGGGAUCAUUAGCCAUGGCGCGUUCGCGGCGUUCGCGACGGAGGCGUUGGGGUUUGCGCAGCUGUUUCCGGGGAUUACGAAUUCCCUGCUCACGCUGGAUAGUAACUUCCGCAUACCGUUUUAUAGGGAGUACAUACUCGCCCUGGGGCUCGCGAGCGUGAGCAGACAGAGCUGCGAGAAUUUACUUAGUAGGGGGGGGUUGAAUGGGGAGGGGAUGGGGAGGGCGAUUACAAUCGUCGUUGGCGGCGCCCGGGAGUCCCUCGACGCGCGUCCAGGUACGUUGAGGCUCGUACUGCGCCGGCGGUACGGCUUCGUCAAGAUGGCUCUCCGCACGGGGGCUGAUCUGGUCCCCGUCCUCGGGUUCGGAGAGAACGAACUCUACGACCAAUUCAGCGUGGAAGGCCGCCCGUGGAUCCGGCGGGGGCAGGAUUUGCUCAAGCGCACGCUGGGUUGGACGCUGCCGCUGUUUCAUGCGAGGGGGGUGUUUAAUUAUGAUGUUGGACUGGUGUCGUAUAGGCGCGCGGUGAAUGUGGUGGUGGGGAGGCCGAUUCCGGUGAGGCAGAAUAGGAUGCCGAGUGUGGAGGAGGUGGAGGAGUUGCACGAGAGGUACUGUGAGGAGUUGGUGAGGUUGUGGGAGACGUGGAAGGAUGAUUUUGCCCAGGGGAGGGCGGAGGAGAUGAGGAUUGGUGAUUAAGGGGUUGUUCUGGAGGGAGAGGUGGGAUUGAGGAUGAACAUUUCUUGGGGAAAUGGAUGGAGGAGACAUGGAGCGAGUAUUGGGAGGAUGAUUGCUUGAGGAUUACUCGAGGAGUUGAUGAGCUGAAGGGAGGUACAUAAGUUACCAUAUAAUCAUAUGGGACUCAAUAUUUAUAUACCAUAGCUAGAGUGUAUUUCCGAAUUAACUGGCGUUCAACUGGACAAUAGAGGGUGGAUGAAGCGUGAAAAAGAAAGGGGGCAGAAAGCUUACAUGUACGGAGCUAGCCACCCAAGGAAGGGAUG
Molecule: messenger RNA, 2666 nt
Organism: Pseudogymnoascus destructans
Lineage: Eukaryota; Fungi; Ascomycota; Leotiomycetes; Thelebolales; Thelebolaceae
Gene: DGA1
Product: diacylglycerol O-acyltransferase 1
Exons: 2
Coding region: 685-2364 (559 amino acids)
Biological process (GO): triglyceride biosynthetic process
Cellular component (GO): endoplasmic reticulum membrane
Molecular function (GO): diacylglycerol O-acyltransferase activity
Source: RefSeq, a predicted model, not a curated record